CGCCGGCGUCGGCGGUGGCGACGCUACGUCUGGCAGGAGACACCGAUAACGCAGAAGGACGCGGCGACAAGGUCGGCGGAGGCGGCAGUGCAGGCAGCAACCGUGGUGCGGCGAGGAGCGCCAGUGCUGAGCGUGAAGGUCCAGGGGAGGAACCUCAGCGGCGUGAGCCUACUGCGACUGAAGCCGGCGGCAGCAGUCCACUAACUGCCGCCAAAACCAGCGAGGAUGAUGACGACGCAAGCGGGGGAUGUAUCGGCAUGGGUGAAGGCGUUGGCGAUGCUGAUGUUAGCGUUAUCGACGCUGCUGCAGUGGUGAUUAGCACGAGCGGCAAUGACGGACACUUGCCACGUGGCAAUGCGGCCAGCGGCAAUAAUGUGACGAACGGCGUUAGGCUCGCGGACAGUGGCCCAGCGAUCGGUGAGAAGGACGGGACCGACAGUGGGAAGCAAGUCGAUAGUGGCGACGCGAUCGGCGGCAUUGAUGGGGGGAAGAGCGCGGCUGAUCGCAGUGGUGACAUACCUGCGCCACAGGCUGAUACUGGGAUGGAAUGCGUCGGUAACGUCGACAGCGAAACGGAGGCGCAUUGGAAGCAGCGCGCAGACACCCCCGUCGUUGUUACUGACGGUAGCACGGGUUCGGAAAAACUCGGGCAACCAGGCGAUGAUGCUGGUCGCGACGGUGGCAGUACUGACGAGUACGAAGGUUGCCGAGAAGCUGGCGGCUGUGACGGCAUUGGAGUCCAAAAUCGAGCCGAAGUCAGUGGUAAAGCUCGGGGCACGGCACUGCAACAUCCAGUGAGUGGCAGCGACCCGACUAUCGUCAAAAAUUCUGGAGGUGGCCCAACUGGU
Messenger RNA from Phytophthora nicotianae INRA-310, 848 nucleotides. RefSeq lists its product as hypothetical. The record is from RefSeq and is a predicted model, not a curated record. The annotation marks the transcript as partial. The transcript is spliced from 6 exons. NCBI's taxonomy places the organism in Eukaryota, Oomycota, Peronosporomycetes, Peronosporales, Peronosporaceae.